AUGUGUACAUCGCUGCCAGCGCUCUUGUUCCUAUUUGUUUUAUUCUCCUAUGGAUGCAAGUGCGCUUCGGGUUUCGUCUGCCCGAAGAUCUGCCGCUGUUUCUCCAACACAAUCAGAUGCAACAAUGUGACAGAAGGGUCUGCUCUGAUGAUGGGCCACAGAGAUAAAAGACUGUUUCUCUAUCACUUGUCUUUGUACACUAUUUCAAGCCAUUCCUUUGAGGGUUUGAAAGGAGUCCAGAGGAUUGAGAUUGCUCAGAGUGUAACCCUGGAAACCAUUGAGACAUUAGCAUUUAAUAACCUUCUCAACCUCUCUGAAAUCUCAAUCCAGAACACAAGGAGUCUGAUGCACAUUGGCAGAGGGACAUUUAACAACCUUCCCAAACUACACUACCUGAGCAUCUCAAAUACUGGGAUAACAGUUUUCCCAGACAUUACAUCUAUCCAUUCCCUUGAAUCAGAGUUUAUCUUGGAUAUCUGUGACAACCUGUAUCUACUGGAAAUACCUCAAAAUGCUUUCAUUGGAAUGACAAAGGAGUAUGUUACAAUGAACCUGUACAACAACGGCAUCAGAGAAAUACAUGACCACGCCUUCAAUGGGACAAAGAUAGAUAAGCUAGUGUUAAAGAAUAACCGAAACCUCAGAGUGAUCCACAGAGAUGCAUUCAAUGGAGCCACAGGCCCUGGAAUCUUGGACAUAUCUGCAACAGCUCUCAAAAAGUUACCACCACAAGGACUGGAGUCAGUUCUGGUGUUGUUAGCUCAGUCAGCGUAUGCCUUGAAGAGUCUGCCCCCUCUGCAGGGACUGUGGAGCCUGCGAGAGGCCCAUCUCACCUACAACAGUCACUGCUGUGCACUGCUGAGCUGGAACGCACACAGGGACUUUCCAGUUAAUCCUGCAUGGACUAAUGGCUCUGUAUAUUGUGAUCAGAUAGAUUCAUCAGCAAGGGUUCAUCGUGUGAUUGGAGGAUCAGCAGAUACGACUCUAGCUUUGGACAUGCCAUUUUUCUCAGAUGUCGACCUUUUUGUAGAGGAUGAAGGAUUUGGAGACGUAAAUUUCCACUAUCCAGAACUGGACUUCUGUCAGACCCGACCAACGUUGGUUUGCACACCUGAAGCAGAUGCUUUCAAUCCCUGUGAGGACAUUGCAGGUUUCAGUUUUCUCAGAGUGGCCAUUUGGUUUAUCAACAUACUAGCUAUCACAGGCAACCUGACAGUGCUCCUGGUCUCCUUUACCAGCCGGAAAAAGCUGAUGGUACCUCGCUUCCUCAUGUGCCACCUGGCUUUUGCUGACCUCUGCAUUGGGAUCUACCUUCUGAUGAUAGCGACUGUAGAACUGCGCACACAUGGUUACUACAGUCAACAUGCUAUUGAAUGGCAGACAGGGCCGGGCUGUAGCGCUGCAGGAUUCCUGUCUGUGUUUGGUGGAGAGCUGUCAGUCUACACACUUUCCACCAUCACCCUGGAGCGCUGGCACACCAUCACCAACGCUCUGCAGAUAGAGCGACGUCUGGCACUUACACAGGCGGCGAGUAUAAUGGCAGCUGGUUGGUUAAUCUGUCUGGGGAUGGGGAUGCUGCCCCUGGUUGGUGUGAGCAGUUACACCAAGGUCAGCAUGUGCUUACCCAUGGACAUAGAGACUCCACUGGCUCAAGCCUUCAUCAUAAUUAUCCUGCUCUUCAACGUGGGUGCCUUCAUUGUUGUGUGCGUUUGUUACGUGCUGAUCUAUCUGGCUGUAAAGAACCCCGAAUUCCCUGGAAGGAGUGCUGACACCAAGAUCGCAAAGCGCAUGGCUGUGCUCAUCUUCACGGAUUUUCUCUGCAUGGCACCUAUCUCCUUCUUUGCCAUCUCUGCUGCCUUCAAAGUUCCCCUCAUCACCGUUACCAACUCCAAGAUUCUGCUGGUCCUCUUCUUUCCCAUUAAUUCCUGUGCCAAUCCAUUCCUUUAUGCUAUCUUCACCAAGGCAUUCAGAAAGGACGUACUUCAGCUCAUGAGCGGCAUGGGCUGCUGUAAAAGCAAGGCCAGUGUUUAUCGUAUGAAGGCCUACUGCCCAGAAAAGGCAAUCAAGAGCAACAUGGGAUCCUGCAAUAAAGGAUCCCACAUGGGAGUGAUGCUGGCUGCCAUGCCACGGCAGAACCAUCACCUGAAAGAGGCGGGAGAGCUCACCUGAGAUUAACAAGGAGAUACAAAAGUUUUAGACUGAUAAUGGGACAAAGUGACAAGUGAAAAAUAAUUCAUGCCAGAUUUGGAGGAAACUAUUUGGUCAUCUAUCAUGGUGACACUGUUGGAGAUGGUCACAUUAAUGUUUUUUUAAUUAGAAAGCCCUGAGAACUGGUAAACCUAAAUGGCAUGCAGCUAUUACUCCCAGGCAUAGUUAUCCUGCUUACCAUGUGUCAAAAUGUGUGCUGUGGACAAAAUGUUUGUUUUAUUCUAAGGAUGGCCAGAUGUAUCUAACAAUAUCUUUACUCGUGAUUAAUGUGGAAAGCUCAGUAGCCAAGAUUGACCACGUGGUGGAGAAGUUGGACAGACAGCUUAACUACACUGCCUGUGUUUUUGUUUUUCUCCGAAAUAGUUUUUGAGAUCUUUGUUAUAGAAAAUAAAAUAGAUCACCUACCGUACAAGUCUGUGUUUCGCUUGGCUACAUAAAUGCGCAUAUUCCUUAUUUUAAGAGAAUAUUUAUAAGGUUUAUUUUUUCUGUCUCAAAAAAGACUAAGAAAAAAAUACACAAUAAAAACAUAAUAA
Messenger RNA from Toxotes jaculatrix (banded archerfish), 2741 nucleotides. It is a transcript of the gene lhcgr, whose product is annotated as luteinizing hormone/choriogonadotropin receptor. Lineage: Eukaryota; Metazoa; Chordata; Actinopteri; Toxotidae. The record is from RefSeq and is a predicted model, not a curated record. The transcript is spliced from 11 exons. Gene Ontology annotation, molecular function: luteinizing hormone receptor activity. Bases 1 to 2169 code for a protein of 722 amino acids. Gene Ontology annotation, cellular component: membrane. Gene Ontology annotation, biological process: luteinizing hormone signaling pathway; ovarian follicle development; male gonad development.